AUGUGGGAGUCAGCAAAGGAAACAUCUGAGCAUCCAGUCAUGGAGAAAGAAUAUAUCUAUUCAGAUGUGAAUGAGAAAGCUGAAUAUUGUGAUGUAUUGAGAAAGGAGGGGAGGAAACACACAUCUCAAGGGAAAAAUACUUUUAGUGUUUUACAGAGAACUCACACAAGGAGAAAACCAUAUCAAUGCUUGCAGUAUGGGAAAAGCUUCAGUGAUAUUGGAAGCCUUACUUCUCAUAAAAGAAUUGACACAGGAGAUAAACCAUAUAAAUGCCUGGAGUGUGGAAGAAGCUUCAGUCAGAGGGGCAGUCUAACUUCUCAUCAAAGAAUUCACACGGGGGAGAAACCAUAUAAAUGCCUAGAGUGUGGGAAAAGUUUCAAUAACAGUGGACACCUUACUGUCCAUCAAAGAAUUCACACAGGAGAGAAACCAUAUAAAUGCUUGGAGUGUGGGAAAAGCUUUGGAGAAAGUGGGAAGCUUACUUCCCAUCAAAGAAUUCACACAGGGGAGAAACCAUAUAAAUGCCUAGAGUGUGGAAGAAGCUUCAGGCAGAGGGGCAGUCUAACUUCUCAUCAAAGAAUUCACACAGGGGAGAAACCAUAUAAAUGCCUGGAGUGUGGAAAAAGCUUCAGUCAGAGUUCACACCUUACUGUCCAUCAAAGAAUUCACAAAGGAGAGAAACCAUAUAAAUGCUUGGAGUGUGGGAAAAGCUUUGGAGAAAGACACCUUACUUCCCAUCAAAGAAUUCACGCAGGGGGAAAACCAUAUAAAUUCCUGGAGUGUGGAAGAAGCUUCAGUCAGAGGGGCAGUCUAACUUCUCAUCAAAGAAGUCACACAGGGGAGAAACCAUAUAAAUGCCUCGAGUGUGGAAAAAGCUUCAGUCAGAGAUCACACCUUACUGUCCAUCAAAGAAUUCACACAGGGGAGAAACCAUAUAAAUGCUUGGAGUGUGGGAAAAGCUUUGGAGAAAGUGGAAAGCUUACUUCCCAUCAAAGAAUUCACACAGGGGAGAAACCAUAUAAAUGCCUAGAGUGUGGAAGAAGCUUCCUGCCAGAAAAGGAGUUAGUGGGCAUGAUGGCACCCACGGGAACCACACUGGGGACCCCGGCCUAUCAGACUAUGUGUGAAUAA
This is a messenger RNA of Euleptes europaea (tarantolino), 1131 nucleotides long. RefSeq names its product zinc finger protein 501-like. Lineage: Eukaryota; Metazoa; Chordata; Lepidosauria; Squamata; Sphaerodactylidae. Gene Ontology annotation, molecular function: RNA polymerase II cis-regulatory region sequence-specific DNA binding; DNA-binding transcription factor activity. Gene Ontology annotation, biological process: regulation of transcription by RNA polymerase II. The transcript has 3 exons. The record is from RefSeq and is a predicted model, not a curated record. The coding region runs from base 1 to 1131 and encodes 376 amino acids.